AUGGAGAGGCAUCUUCAUGGAGUUUUGUAUGUCUUCAUUAUCACAUUUUCUCUUAUACAUUUUGUGCAAACGCAGGAUCAAAAAGGAUUCAUCACUUUGGAUUGUGGCUUGUCACCUGAUGGGUCUCCGUACACCGAUCCAUCUACUGGAUUAACAUUCACCUCAGAUGCUAGUUUCGUCGAGAGUGGAAAGAACGGUCGAGUUGAUAAGGAUUCUGAGAGAAACUUCGAAAAGGCCUUUGUAACGCUGAGAUACUUUCCAGAAGGACAACGGAAUUGUUAUAACGUGGAGACCACGCAAGGAACGAAAUAUCUUAUUAGAGCUUCUUUUUUUUAUGGAAAUUAUGACGGUCUUCAAACUCUCCCAAACUUUGAUCUGUUUCUUGGCCCUAAUAAGUGGACAACUGUGAAUUUGAAUGCUACUGUACCAGGUGGUCAGUAUAGGGAGAUUAUUCACAUGUCCAAGUUAAGCUCUUUGCAGAUCUGCCUUGUUAAGACUGGAACAACUACGCCGAUGAUAUCAACCUUGGAGCUACGGCCACUGAGAAGUGAUAUCUACAUUAGUGACACUGGGAGCUCCUUGCAGUUCUUAUCAAGAACUUAUCUUAAAGGUUCUGGUAGCAUUUUACGGUACCCUGAUGAUGUCUAUGACCGUAGGUGGUUCCCAUUGGUGAAGAAGGAUUGGAAUUUAAUAACUACAACACUCAAUGUAAACACUUCUAAUGGUUUUGAUCCGCCUCAAGGUGCAAUGGCCUCAGCUGCAACCUAUGUAAAUGAUAAUGGGACGUGGGAUAUUCCUUGGAACAUGGAGGAUUCUACAACACGGUUUCACAUUUACCUUCACUUUGCAGAGAUUCAAACUCUGUUAGCCAAUGAGACCAGAGAAUUCAGCGUUUUGCUGAAUGGAAAUGAAUUUUCUAAACCUUUUAGUCCUAAAAUGUUAGGCAUUGUAACUAUGAUAACUCAACCCGAAUCGACAUUGAGAUGCGAAAGUGGGGCUUGCCUUUUGCAGCUGGUGAAAACAACAAAGUCAACUCUUCCUCCUCUCCUCAAUGCUAUGGAGAUUUUUACUGUUGUUGAACUUCCUCAGCCAGAAACAAACCAAGAUGAAGUGGUUGCUAUCAAUAAGAUCCAAAGUGCUUACGGAUUGAGUAGAGUUAGCUGGCAAGGAGAUCCAUGUGUCCCCAGAGAGUUCUUGUGGGCUGGUCUAAACUGUAACAACACAGAUACUUCCACUCCACCAACAAUCACUUCCUUAAACUUAUCUUCAAGUGGAUUGACCGAUAUAAUUAUGCCUGCCAUUCAGAAUCUAACCAAUCUACAAGAACUAGACUUAUCAAACAACAGCUUGAACGGUGAUGUGCCUGAAUUUCUAGCUGACAUGAAAUCUCUUUUUAUCAUAAACUUAAGUGGAAACAAUCUUAGUGGCCAAGUUCCUCAAAAGCUUCUACAAAAGAAAGGACUGAAGCUGAAUUUUGAAGGCAACCCUAACCUUAAUUGCACAGAAAGUUCAUGUGUAAAUAAACCUAGAGAAAGUGGGCAUCCCAAAAAGAGUAUAAUUGUACCAGUUGUUGCAUCAGUUGCUUCAAUGGUUAUUAUUGGAAGUGCAUUGGUUACAUUCUUUGUUCUCAAAAGGAAAAAAACAUCAAACAAUAGAGGUAUUCAUAACAAAUUUAUUAAUUUUCAUGGUAGACGAACACCGAGACCGGAGCCACCGAAAAUAACGAAAAAGAAAAGAUUUAGUUACGCAGAGGUUACUGAAAUGACAAAUAACUUUGAAAGGAUUCUUGGGAGAGGAGGAUUCGGCAUGGUUUAUCAUGGAUAUGUUAAUGGUACAGAACAAGUUGCUGUUAAAGUAGUCUCUCAGGGAUCAGAUCAGGGGCACAAACAAUUCAAGGCAGAGGUUGAUCUUCUUCUGAGAGUUCAUCACAAGAAUUUGGUAGGCCUGGUUGGAUAUUGCGAAAAAGGGAAGGACUUGGUUCUCGUAUACGAAUACAUGUCCAAUGGAGACUUGAAAGAGGUUUUGUCCGGAAAGCAUCACUCCUCUGUUUUAAGGUGGGGAACCAGACUAAAAAUAGCGGUAGAUGCUGCACAAGGGUUGGAGUAUUUGUAUAAAGGAUGCAGACCACCAAUUGUUCAUAGAGAUGUAAAAACAGCAAAUAUAUUGCUGGACGAACACUUCCAAGCCAAAAUUGCCGAUUUUGGGCUUUCUAAAUCAUUCCCAAACGAUGGAGAAAGCCAUGUAUCCACAGUCGUUGCAGGAACUCUUGGUUACCUUGAUCCAGAAUACUACAACACAAAUUGGUUGACUGAAAAAAGUGAUGUAUAUAGUUUUGGGGUCGUUUUAUUGGAGAUUAUAACAAAUUUGCCAUUGAUUGACCAGCGUCGUGAAACACCAUACAUAGCAGAAUGGGUGGGAUUAAUGGUCACCAAAGGAGAUAUUAAAAGCAUUAUAGAUCCAAGACUUAAAGACGAUUACCACUCUGAUUCUGUUUGGAAAUUUGUUGAGCUAGCAAUGGCUUGUGUCAAUUUUUCUUCAGCGAGUAGACCGACCAUGUCUCAAGUUGUUAUUGAGCUAAUUGAAUGUUUAACACUUGAAAACUCAAGAGGCGGAACGAGUUGUGACAUGGAAUCCAGGGGUUCAAGAGAAGUGACCAUGACAUUUGGAACUGAAGUGAACCCCACGGCUCGCUAG
Molecule: messenger RNA, 2694 nt
Organism: Brassica oleracea var. oleracea
Lineage: Eukaryota; Viridiplantae; Streptophyta; Magnoliopsida; Brassicales; Brassicaceae
Product: probable LRR receptor-like serine/threonine-protein kinase At1g51820
Exons: 13
Coding region: 1-2694 (897 amino acids)
Biological process (GO): protein phosphorylation
Molecular function (GO): protein kinase activity; protein binding; ATP binding
Source: RefSeq, a predicted model, not a curated record